CCCGCCUGCCCGAGGUGCCGGGGGGCGGCGGGGGGAGCCCGGCCCGGGCCGGAUUCCCGGGAUGCGCUGGUCCCGUGCCCAAAUGUGCCCCAGUUUUCCUCUGGGACUGUGACGGAGGCCGGGAAUUGAGCCCCGAGAACGAAUCCAUCAUGGCUGAUGACUCUCAGAGAAACUUCCGCUCAGUGUAUUAUGAAAAAGUGGGGUUUCGUGGAGUUGAAGAGAAGAAGUCACUGGAAAUUCUGUUAAAGGAUGACCGUUUGGAUAUUGAGAAGCUUUGCACAUUUAGUCAAAGGUUUCCUCUUCCAUCCAUGUAUCGUAUACUGGUGUGGAAAGUGCUUCUAGGAAUUAUUCCUCCUCACCACGAAUCUCAUGCUUUGGUGAUGAAGUACCGGAAGGAGCAGUACUGGGAUAUUCACCAUGCUCUUCGUGUGAUCCGGUUUAUUAAUGAUUCUACCCCACAGGUUGAUGUUUUUCUCCGCAUAUAUCAACUGGAAUCAGGAAAAUUGCCUCGAAAUGUAGCUUUUCCAUUGGAACCUGAAGAUGAAGUGUUUCUAGCUAUUGCUAAAGCAAUGGAGGAAAUGGUAGAGGAUCCUAUAGAAUGCUAUUGGCUUGUCAGUUGCUUUGUGAAUCAGCUGAACAGCAAGCACAAAGAUUCAUUACAACAACUGCCAAAAAUUCUGGAGCAGUAUUUGAACAUUGAAGAUAACAGACUACUGAUGCAUCUGAAGGCAUGUGCUGCUAUGAGCAAACUCCCCUACGAUCUUUGGUUUAAAAAGUGUUUUGCAGGAUGUUUACCUGAGUCCAGUUUACAGAGAGUUUGGGACAAAGUUAUAAGUGGAUCCUGCAAGAUUCUUGUGUUUGUUGCUGUGGAGAUAUUAUUAACCUUUAAAAUGAAGAUAAUAGCACUGAAUUCUGCAGAAAAGAUCACACAGUUUUUGGAAAAUAUUCCUCAGGACAACACCGACGCCAUCGUCAGCAAGGCUGUGGAUCUGUGGCGCACGCACUGCGGGACUCCGGCACACUCGGUCUGAGAACUCUCUUGGCUCGUGACAGCUUGGAGAAAAAAGAUUGAGUGUCUUUUGAAAAGACUUUUUACCACCCUUCCCCCAUCCUAGUGUGAUGUUCUUCAUUAACCCUUUUGUGUAAAGAUGCUAUUAAAGCAUGGUUUCUGAUAUGUAAAUAUUUUUCAAUAAAUACAGAUGGAA
Messenger RNA from Pseudopodoces humilis (Tibetan ground-tit), 1205 nucleotides. It is a transcript of the gene TBC1D7, whose product is annotated as TBC1 domain family member 7. Gene Ontology annotation, molecular function: GTPase activator activity. Gene Ontology annotation, biological process: negative regulation of TOR signaling; activation of GTPase activity. The record is from RefSeq and is a predicted model, not a curated record. NCBI's taxonomy places the organism in Eukaryota, Metazoa, Chordata, Aves, Passeriformes, Paridae.